Messenger RNA from Polistes dominula (European paper wasp), 730 nucleotides. RefSeq names its product large ribosomal subunit protein eL18. Gene Ontology annotation, molecular function: structural constituent of ribosome; RNA binding. NCBI's taxonomy places the organism in Eukaryota, Metazoa, Arthropoda, Insecta, Hymenoptera, Vespidae. Gene Ontology annotation, cellular component: ribosome; cytosolic large ribosomal subunit. The record is from RefSeq and is a predicted model, not a curated record. Gene Ontology annotation, biological process: translation.
AAAAGUUCGUCUUUAGCGCCCUCUACACAGCAGGUUGUUCAUUUAGUUCUAGAUACAUCUGAGCGUACUUUCUCUUCCGGAUUAUCAAAAUGGGGAUUGAUAUUAAUCACAAACACGAUAGAAAGGUUCGACGAACCGAACCAAAAUCUCAAGAUGUUUAUUUACGACUUCUUGUAAAACUCUACCGAUUCCUGGCACGUAGGACGAACUCAAAGUUCAAUCAAAUCAUUCUGAGACGUCUGUUUAUGAGCAGGAUUCAUCGACCUCCGAUUUCUUUAGCACGUGUUGUUAGAUUUAUGAAGAAACCUGGUCAUGAAAACUGUAUUGCAGUUAUUGUUGGAACUGUUACAGAUGAUUCCAGGAUCUUUGAAGUUCCAAAAUUAACAGUUUGUGCACUACGUAUUACUGAAAAAGCUAGAGGCCGCAUCUUGAAAGCUGGUGGUGAAAUAAUUACAUUUGAUCAGUUAGCUCUUCGUGCUCCUCUUGGGAAAAAGACAGUUUUAAUGCAAGGUAGACGUAAUGCACGUGAGGCUGUGAAACACUUUGGAUUGGCACCAGGUGUUCCACACUCUCAUACCAAACCAUUAGUACGUUCAAAGGGUAGGAAGUUUGAAAGAGCCAGAGGCCGUAGGCGUAGUUGUGGUUAUAAGAAGUAAACUCUUAAAUGUAUGCCAUCAUUUAUUGUGCCAUUGAACUUAUGGAAAAUAAAUGCUGGUUUUACACGUUUUUA